UUGUUGUAACUUUUCAUUUGGUUUUCUUGAUACCAUUCUUUACUAAAUUUUAUCUAACUAACUUUUCUGACUCUUAUUGUUAGUUCUUGGUCCUCAAAUUUCUUCUCUUUCUGUCUUGCCUCUUCCAUUAUUCCCUAGGUCAGUGUCAACACCUUCUACUAAAACUCAGUACAGUGUACCUCUACAAAAUAACUUGCUUCUCUUUGGGAGGAAGGCGACAGGAUCCAGCCUGUAUUUUAGGAAGCUAGUAAGUUUGUUACCAGAAUGAAAUACAAGUUAGAAACGCUUAAGAGAAUAAGCAAUCAGAUAAGAGGUCAUUGGGCGAUGUGAUUGUUCAGGUAACAGAUACCUGAACAAAGACAUCCUGGGAAUGAAAAGGGGAUGAAGGUAGGAAAUUUUUGUGAGAGUAAUCAGUGAAACUUUACCAUUGGUUGUACGUGGAGAGGAAAAGAAUCGAAGACUGAGGUUUCUAGCUUCAAAAGCAUGCUGUUUAUGAUUAACAAAGACACAUUAUUGAGUAUUCGAGUUGAGUUUUGGACAAGAUGACUUUAGGUUGUUAGCGUGGUAUUGUCAGCCUAUUAGUUUACUUGUUCUAAUCCUACCCCUCACUUCUCCUUCACUCACUCACUUUGAAUUCCAUUGCUAUUAGUCUAAGAACUUCCCUUUAGGAAAAGUAAUUUUUUUAGUCAUAAUCAACAGUAGAGCUUGAAAUGUGUACAGAGCAAUUUCUCAUUUCCUAAGCACAUUGUCAUUAUCCUUCUCUUUUGGUCCCUUUCUCCCAGUGAAAAAUAUUACUUAGAAUAGUAUUUACCAACAUCAUUACUAUCACCCCACCCCACCUCCAAGAUAAGUUUUUGUACUUUUAUAUUAAAUAAAUGAGACAGAUUGGCAGAGCUCUUUAAAGAAAAACAAAACUUUACGAAGUGUUUGUGAUUAAAAUGUUAAUCAGUCAAUGAGCAGAGUAACACCUCAUUCAUCUAAUAUCAUCAGGUAAUAAAUACUCUACAAAAGAUGAUUGACACUUACCCCAAAAUCUAUUUCUUUAGAGAUUUUAUAGAGAUUUUUAAAAAUAUAUAUGUUAUAUGUAGAGAGAUACAGAUAUUUGUGGCUCUAAAGCUUUUUCUCUAUAAUGUUUUACAUGCUUUGCUGCUUUCUGAAUUAGGGACACCUCUCCCUCCACCUCCCCCCCAAUACUAAACUUUUUCUGGAAAAUAAAAAUGAUUUUUUGUUUCAGCGCUUCAGAAUGAAUCAGGAACCCCAGGUUCUAGUCUAAGGCCAGGCACUAAAUUCCUGUGUGAGAAUCGAAUCUGUGGACUCUGGACAGUACCUAACGUGUAGUAGAUACUUAACAGAUUAUAUUUGGAAUGAAUCAUAGUUUUGUGCCUGCUUUAGUACUCCUUCCAUGACUUAUUACUUGAAAGUCAUUGCUGCCUAGUAAAUAGCUUCUGGGUUUUAUUAAACAGGAGUAUCUAGGUUCUGAUAGAGGUGAAUUAUAAGUUUAAUUUAUAAUAUAUGUUUUAGCUGCUUAGUGGAAUUUUUGGUCUUCUGUUGAUAUAUUUUCUGGUACUUGAAGUUGCCAAACAAGUGAUCAUCUACUUGGUUUAUUGAGGUCACUUUAUUUAUUGAGUGUAUUUUAUGUGCCUAUAUUAUAUAUAAGCAAUGUCCUAUGUUUAAGCACAUAGCCCAUGUUCCCAGGGAUCUUACAACUUUGAUGAAGAAACACAGAAGUAGAACUGUAAGAAAAUAAUUAAAUGUUGAAUCAUACAGCAUUGAUUCUACAAUUUAAAGGAGAUUCUCCUUAGCUUAUGCUGUGAGUGUAGAUAAAAUACCAGAGAAACAAGUGAGAAUGGAUGUCAUAACUUUGUCCCUAUAUCCUUUUGGCAAACAUUAUAGUAUGACGAGCCAUAGUAAUAAAGAUCCUGGGAAGCUAGAAGAGUGUAUGGUAUUGGCUAGAAAAGUAGUUUUCAAGGAGAAAGUUAUCAGUAAUGUCAAGUUUAGUUCAGUAAAAACGAAGGGACCCUGGAACUGGAGUUAUUUAAUAGAAAGCUACCGAAUACAUUUUUGGUCUUAACUGUGCUGUUUAUUGGGGUUUUGAUAACCAGUAAAAUUACUUAAUAUGGUUAUAAUUAUUGAAAGUAGAAGUCAAUUUAUUAUUAUUUGUAGAUAACAUUGUAAAAGCCAAGAGAAUCAACUGAAAUAUUACUAUGAGUAAUGAGAUUUCAAUGUGAUGGCUAGUUAUAAAAUAAACAAAAAGUGAUGGCUUAUCUAAUGUGUUUUUUUUUUUUUCCUUGAUAGUCUUUAAACAAAAAGCCUGUCCAUAUGGGUUAGUGAAUAGGAAUCCUCAUACUUAUUUUUUUCUUUCAGAGGAAGACACUAAUUUAAUGUUACCUUUGAUUAAGUUGUGGUCUAUUUUGAAUAAAUCAUUUCCAUGUUAACUUCUUAAAACUAUUUUGAAAUAAAGUUGUGGCAAUGAACACAUUUAAAGUGACUAUAGGGAAUUUUUUUUUUUAUUCCUUGUGGCUUGUGAUACUUGCUCUAUUACUCUGUAAUGUCAGAGAAGGUGUAAUCUGAUCUUUGGGCCAUAUUUGGUAAAUAAUAAUUUUGUGUGGAACCCACUGUUCUAUCAGUAGGAGGAAAAUUAUUAUCCAUAUUUAAGGCUUUUCUUUGCCCCUAAAGUAUUUUCUUACUUAAAGACCAAAUUAUAUCAUGCAUUAUUUGCUUUUAUGUUUUUUAAAAAGCACGGUAUUCCAGAUCUAUAUAUAACCUUUUAACAAGAGGUAUGUUGGCAGAAGUAUGUUCUACUUUACUUGGAGGGAAAAGAAUUACAUUACAUCCUAAAUGAAAAUUGUUAUAAUUUUAUUUAUCAUCAGCUCUCAGAAUUGAGCUCUCUUAGGUAUUGUAUUCUCUUUCUAGCCAUUCCAAAGUCAAUGUUGAUAAAUCACUUAGAUCUCUUAGAAUGUGAUGCAGUUUGAAUUAUUUAAACCUAAAGCUUGUUACAUAGUGGUUGCUUUAGCAUUUAUGAAAAUGAAAACUUAAGUAUACCUACAUAUUUAGAACAAAAAAAAGUUUCAUUCUUUAGUAAUACAGAAAACUAUAUUGAAUACCUAAUUAUGUACCAGUCUAUUGGGUGUUUUAUAUAUACUUUAGCUAAACCUCAUAACAAUCCAUUGAGAUGGGUGGUGGUAUCCCAUUUAAAUAGAAGGGAAACAUCUGCAGAGAGUUUUAAUUCAAGGCCAUACUGAAAUCAGAUGUGAACCUAGGUGUCUGUCCCAAAAUUCUUUUCCCUAUAACAUGCAACAAAAGGUGGGAAAUUUACAUUUUUCGCAAAACUACUUUUACUCUAUUUUGCUUUUUGUAUUGCUAGUUACUAGAAAUGCAGGAAAUUAAGUUUAUUGAAUCUUUGUCUUCUUGAUUUUUUCUUGUCCUAUUAUAAUUCCCACAAUAUCUGCCAUCAUUUGACAGCAGCAGAAAAUUCAAUUUAUUUUGACUGCUAUGGGAUUAGUUUCUAAGAGAAACUCCUAAGGGUGCCAACCUAUGAAGCAUAAGGACAUCAUUUCCAGACCCUGGUAGUCUAAUUAGUAUAAUAUUCUACCAUUUUUAAUAUCCUACCAUUUCUGUAACUUUUGUAGUUGCAAUUUUGUUUUUGGUUUUUGUUUUUAUAUGGGCCUGGCAAAAACAAUUUUUUUUUUUUUUUAAAUCAUUGAAUCUAUUUUGGUAAUGGAAAAAAGAUUUUCCAGUGUGGUUAAAAACCACAUCUUAUGAGCUGUUCUUUGCCUCCCUCUUUAAGAAUUACCAAAUAUUUUUAAAAAUUGGAACUUGCAAUUCAGUUCAUUGCUUGGAUAUAUCUAAAGCAUUUCUUAAGAACCCCCCCCCCCAGAAUGAUUAUCAGAAAUUAGGGGAGCAGUUAGAAGAUGUUUGGAAAUACAGUUGCGAAAGAGAAGAGCAAAAUGACCUGAAAAUAAGGACUUUACAAUUCCAAUUUUAACAAUAAAAUGGGUUUUGUUGUUUUUCUCUUUCUGUUACAGUUACUCUGUGAUCUCCUGUUGGACAGUCUGUUGCUAAAAGCCAUUAGAGAUUUCAUAAAAGCUACUGUUUGAAUUUCUAGAAUUGAGAGUUCAGAAAAAGUUGGGUAGGAUAAGAGAAUGACUUAACUAAAUAGCAUGUUCUGGUAACUUGCAAUUUAAGAGACCUUUUUUCCAUUUCAAAAUACUUUAUGUGAGACACUUGGGGGACUACCUCACUGCGAUUAGAUCUUAUAAUGUUGUCUGGUCACAUUUCUUGUUCUGCCUACCUCUAGUUUACUUUAGUUUCUCUUCUGCUUUUAAGGCUCCAGACCCAGUUCCUGGACCUGCCCUGGAAAAGAAGUAUCCAGUAGAGAUGAGCUCACUGCAGUUACUUAAUUAAAAAUUUGUAAGCUGCAAAAAUGGCAAUGGGCCAACCAAGAACAGCUACAAUUUGAAUUUUUCUAUUUCCAGAAAAUGCUUGGACAGAAGAGAUGAGUACUAUUUCCACUAAGGCCUAGAAUUGCCUACUGUACAAAUAAUCCUGAUCAGGCAAUAUACGAAUGGCCCAAGGAAGCCACCAAAUUGAUUUUCAGGUUUUACAUGACCUGCGACAAAAAUUCCCUGAAGUACCUGAAGUUGUUGUGUCCAGGUGCAUGUUACAGAAUAAUAAUAACCUGGAUGCCUGCUGUGCUGUUCUCUCUCAGGAGAGUACAAGAUAUCUUUAUGGAGAAGGAGACUUGAAUUUUUCAGAUGAUUCUGGAAUCUCUGGUCUACGCAAUCACAUGACUUCUCUCAACUUGGACUUGCAGUCACAGAACGUUUACCACCAUGGAAGAGAAGGAAAUAGAAUGAAUGGGAGUAGGACUCUAACGCACAGCAUUAGUGAUGGACAACUUCAAGGUGGUCAGUGUAAUAAUGAACUAUUUCAGCAGGAGCCACAAACAGCACCAGCUCAAGUUCCUCAAGGCUUUAAUGUUUUUGGAAUGUCCAGUAGUUCUGGUGCUUCAAAUUCAACACCACAUCUUGGAUUUCACUUAGGCAGCAAAGGAACAUCUAACCUUUCUCAACAAACUCCCAGAUUUAAUCCUAUUAUGGUAACUUUAGCCCCAAAUAUCCAGACUGGUCGUAAUACUCCUACAUCUUUGCACAUACAUGGUGUACCUCCACCUGUACUAAAUAGUCCACAGGGAAAUUCUAUCUAUAUUAGGCCUUAUAUUACAACUCCUAGUGGUACAGCUCGACAGACACAACAGCAUUCUGGCUGGGUGUCUCAGUUUAAUGCCAUGAACCCUCAACAAGUCUAUCAACCUUCACAGCCUGGUCCCUGGACUACUUAUCCUGCAUCUAAUCCUCUGUCACAUACCUCAACCCAACAAGCAAAUCAGCAAGGCCACCAGACCUCUCAUGUCUACAUGCCCAUCAGUUCACCUACUACUCCACAACCACCAACAGUUCAUUCAUCUGGUAGCUCACAAUCUUCUGCCCACAGCCAAUAUAACAUUCAGAAUAUUUCAACAGGACCUCGAAAAAACCAGAUUGAAAUCAAACUUGAACCCCCACAAAGAAACAAUUCUUCAAAAUUGCGUUCUUCUGGACCUCGAACCUCCAGCAGUUCCUCUUCUGUCAACAGCCAGACCUUAAACAGAAAUCAACCCACCGUUUACAUUGCUGCCAGUCCCCCAAAUACUGAUGAGCUGAUGUCCCGUAGUCAACCCAAGGUCUAUAUUUCAGCUAAUGCCACCACAGGAGAUGAACAGGUCAUGCGGAAUCAGCCCACGCUCUUCAUAUCCACAAACUCUGGAGCAUCUGCUGCCUCUAGGAAUAUGUCUGGGCAAGUGAGCAUGGGUCCUGCCUUUAUUCAUCACCACCCUCCCAAAAGUCGAGCAAUAGGCAAUAACUCUGCAACGUCUCCUCGAGUGGUAGUCACUCAACCCAAUACAAAAUACACUUUCAAAAUUACAGUUUCUCCCAAUAAACCCCCUGCAGUUUCACCAGGGGUGGUAUCCCCUACCUUUGAACUUACAAAUCUUCUAAACCAUCCUGAUCAUUAUGUAGAAACAGAGAAUAUUCAGCACCUCACGGACCCUACUUUAGCACAUGUGGAUAGAAUAAGUGAAGCACGGAAAUUGAGUAUGGGAUCUGAUGACGCUGCCUACACACAAGCUCUAUUGGUACACCAGAAGGCCAGAAUGGAACGACUUCAAAGAGAACUUGAGAUUCAGAAGAAAAAGCUGGAUAAACUAAAAUCUGAGGUUAAUGAAAUGGAAAAUAAUCUAACUCGAAGGCGCCUGAAAAGAUCAAAUUCCAUAUCCCAGAUACCUUCUCUCGAAGAAAUGCAGCAGUUAAGAAGUUGUAAUAGACAACUCCAGAUUGACAUUGACUGCUUAACCAAAGAAAUUGAUCUUUUUCAAGCCCGAGGACCACAUUUUAAUCCCAGCGCUAUUCAUAACUUUUAUGACAAUAUUGGAUUUGUAGGUCCUGUGCCACCAAAACCCAAAGAUCAAAGGUCCACCAUCAAAACACCAAAGACUCAAGACACAGAAGAUGAUGAGGGAGCUCAGUGGAAUUGUACUGCCUGUACUUUUUUGAACCAUCCAGCCUUAAUCCGCUGUGAACAGUGUGAGAUGCCAAGGCAUUUCUGAGCCAGAAGGCCCUGUAUCUUUUCUAAAACACAUCUGAAGUUCAAGAAAUUAGUUUGUCGUCGGGGAAAAGUUUCACUGCUACAUAGGGUUUUGUCAAAUUGAAGGUGUGACAAGAUGGUGGUGUGCUAAUGCUAAAUGUCAGCCCACAGAGCUAAUAAUACCUCAGUAUAAUGUCAUGGGCAGUUGAAAUUCAUCACAUGAAAGGUAUUCUGCCAGAAGACUUCGGUGCCCACUGCCUAACCAUGUACAGUGUUACCAGUAUCCCAUAUGGAUAAUUCUCAAUAUGUUAAUGCCUAGGUGUUCCCAGUACCUUUUCCCCUCAUGUCACUACUGAAUUUUGACAAGAGGAAGGAAUAGAACGAUAGCUUUUUUUAUUUUUAAAGCUUUCAGUGAAACACUACAUACACGAAGAAAAGGAACAAGGUUUAACUAUUUAAAAACUGUUUUGCUGCCGCAUAGUGCCAUUGGAUAGGGGAAGAAGUUCACAAAUCUGUGGUACUCUUGGCCUUGUCUUUGUCUUCCCUGAAACGUCUCCACUCUGUGAAACCAGCAUCUAGGGGCUAAAGAUGCAAAGGAAAGCAGCAUGCAUUGUCUGUACAAACAUACAGUGAAAUACCCCAAAGCUUUUCCUACUGUACAGAUUCUUGAGUCUGCUUUAAGUGAUUUCUUUUCUUCUUUAUUAUUUUCUUAUAUUUCUAUAUGUAUAGUGUAAUAGCCUUUUGUUAACUAAUUUUCUUUUUUCCUUUUAGUGAUUAAGCACGAUCAUGUCCCUUUUUAAGCCUUACCUGAGAGAAGCAAUGCCUUAAAAUAAAAAAGCAUUAAUGAGAUGAAACUAUGCACAGAAUAAUUUCCCUCUACUUAUUCUGUACUUUGCCCUCAUGAGUGCCAGUGUUCUGUGAAGACAUACAGAUGCAGCCAGUGAAUCGCAGGCAAUAUUAUAAGAAUUAUGUCUGUAGCUCACAGUGUAUACUGACUUGAGCAGUGGGUGACACAACACAAUGUUUUUUCUUCCACGGGAAAGCUUUAAACAAAGAUAUUUUUAACCCACUGACAGAACAACAACGCUGAGCUUGCUUCAUACACUUGGUGUCCCACAGAACUUUCACAAGAGAUUUAUUAUUGGGAAAGUACAGUUUCAAAACCAGCAAUAGCAGCAGUACCUACAGCCCUUGUUUUGAAGAGAAAUUUAAAUGCUUUACUGUUGGGGCAAUCCAUUUCUAAACCUGACUUGGUGGCAGUAUCAUGAGUAUUUAUGAAACAAGGCUGGUCAUAUUUAGGACAACUGAAGAAAAGCUGGAAAAAAAGAAAAGCAAACUUGAACACUGAAGCAACCUCAAGCAUCUCUUUAUAUUGAUGAUAUAUUUUUGUAAGGAAAAUAAAUAUUCAGAUGAUCAGGAAUGUAUAUAACUAAAUGGAAUCAAGAAAAAGAAAGUAACAGUAUGCAUUUAAAAAGACAGAAUUAUGAAAUUAUAUAUCAGUACCGAGCAUGGGGCUAAGGGAAGUGCUGAAAUAUAGCAAAAGAUAGAAGAUAAUGUAGACUGUCACCCACUGUAAAUGUUUGCAAGUGGCUAUGUUUCAAAUAAACAGGAUUAUUACAAGUGAUUUCUAUGAAUGUCAAAGCCUUGACUUUCAAGCUUUGCAUUUUGUAUAUGGGAAGAAAUAUGACAAUCCUAGUUAAUUAGACAAUAGACCCAAAGCCCUUACAUUUGAUGCAUUUUGUUUUAAAAAUAGGCCUUGUUUUUCAGCUUCAUCUGCAGUUCUAUGUGAAGAUUGAUAAAUCAGUUUUUACUUGUUUUAUUAAUAAAACGUAAUUUGGAUAUCUUGAGUUGAUGGUUUUGUGAUUUAGCUGGGUAAACUAUCUUUGUAACAGAUAAGUUAUUUAUAAAAAUUAAAAAACUUAUAUUCUAAUGUG
This is a messenger RNA of Microcebus murinus (gray mouse lemur), 8558 nucleotides long. NCBI's taxonomy places the organism in Eukaryota, Metazoa, Chordata, Mammalia, Primates, Cheirogaleidae. The record is from RefSeq and is a predicted model, not a curated record.